Adineta ricciae is the source of this 1026-nucleotide messenger RNA. The record is from the annotation of a GenBank genome assembly. NCBI's taxonomy places the organism in Eukaryota, Metazoa, Rotifera, Eurotatoria, Adinetida, Adinetidae.
AUGGAUGGAACAAAUCAAACUGAUUAUGGUGACUAUACAGAUUCAUUUGACUCAGAUAUAGCGUUGUCGUAUCCAGUUCGAUUUUGGUUACUUCUCGUAUCAGACAUCCCGGCUAUUCUGAUGGUCCUAUUCGUUCUGCAUUAUCUCCUAAAUAAUUCAUCACAACGGAAAUUACUGCACAACCAUACAUUUAUUCUACUUUUGUUUCUAACAAUGUUUACAUUGUUGACUGACAUACCACUUUAUCUAAAUUAUGUACGAAUCGGAUCUGUUUGGCCAGCAAGUCCUGCAACUUGUUACGUAUGGUGGAUGUGUAACAAUGCCUUUGCUGCUACAACAUACCAUCUGAUGAGUUUAGCAUCGAUCGAACGACAUAUUAUAAUAUUUCAUAGCCACUGGUUAGCAACAAAGUACAAACGACUAUUUCUUCACUAUUUACCUCACAUAGCUGUGUUAAUCUAUUGUUUCUGUUUUUAUUUUCUGGCGAUCUUCUUUCCAUCAUGUGAGAAUCAUUUCAUUUAUACAAUCUUGUAUUGUGCAUAUCCAUGUUACUAUUUUGUUUCGGAUUUUCGCAAUUUUUGGGAUUUAGUCUUUAAUGGCGUUACACCACCUUUGAUUAUUAGUUUAUUCAAUAUUCUCCUUCUUGCCCGCGUUCUCUAUCAAAAACAUGUCCGUCUUCACCAACCAGUUGUGUGGAGAAAACAUCGCCGGCUGACGAUUCAGGUUGUCUCCGUUUCGUUGCUAUACCUAUCGAACAUUUUUCCAGCUAUGGUAAUAGGAUUACUUAGAAUAUGCGGAUAUUCAACAGAAAUCGGUGAUAAGAUUUUGACGUAUACAACUUUCUUUGCGUAUUUUACUAGCAUUUUGUUGCCAUUUGUUUGUUUGGGAUCUUUACCGGAAUUACGAUUGAAACUGAAGCAAAUUCUUCAAUGCUCAUGGCUGUGCACGCGUCAAACUCGUGUAGAACCGUUCCAUGAUCCCACAUUUGCAACGAAAGGCCAUCCAGUUGUAGUGAGAACAUCGUGA